Molecule: messenger RNA, 627 nt
Organism: Limulus polyphemus (Atlantic horseshoe crab)
Lineage: Eukaryota; Metazoa; Arthropoda; Merostomata; Xiphosura; Limulidae
Product: A disintegrin and metalloproteinase with thrombospondin motifs 9-like
Exons: 2
Biological process (GO): extracellular matrix organization
Cellular component (GO): extracellular matrix
Molecular function (GO): metalloendopeptidase activity
Source: RefSeq, a predicted model, not a curated record
ACUUGCUUGAACAACCCGUGCGGCUAUCAGAGUAGACAGGUAUUUUGUAGUCUACCAAAUGGAGGAUGUGAUCCGAGCGAAAAACCACUUUCUCGUAGAAAAUGUAGCAACAAAACGUGUGGGGUUUGGAUCACAGGAAAGUGGUCUCAGUGUUCUGUCACCUGUGGAGAAGGAAUUCAGUUCCGUAAAGUGAAAUGUAGAGGAGGGGUUUGUUCUCAAAGUGUGAAACCUCCUUCCUCAAAAAAAUGCUUCUGGUAUGCUUGUAAUCUGUGGGCAGUUAACAAAGUCGAUACAUCAACUGAUCACCCAGAUAAUGACCAAAGUUACACAGAGCCAAAUUCAAUUCUGGAAGAUAACAAAAUACAUAAACAUAGGCAUCAUCACGGUAACAAUGUGUUCAAGAAAAGCCGUCGUUUGAAAAAUAACUUCGGUCGGAUGAAUGAAGGUGAUUGGGUAACAUCAAGCAGCUUGCAACGCGUUGUGAAAGACUCAAAUAAGUUUGAAUAUCCAGAACCUGGAACAUCUGCAGAACCUUCUCCUAAUCAUGUUGUAUUUCAAACAGAAACCCCUCCAGACAUGACACCUGAAUCAAAAACUGAUCAUUGGAGGACAGGAGACUGGUCCCAG